ACUCCCUAAUGCCAACAACCUACAGAUUCCAGUUCUAUGACUCUGGUCUGAAGUAAGCAAGGAACAGUACAUUAGGAAGAACCGAACAUCAACCCUACAUAGUGUGUUUCUGUGAAGCAGAACUUUGUUUAAAGGUUUAUACUUACCUAGGUAUAAGUAUUUCUGCUUCCCGUUGGAGACAGUUAUUCAGCCUCUAUGGCCUUUCACGAUCUUCUGAAUCUGGUCGGAGGCAUGGGGAGAUUUCAAAUCCUUCAGAUGGCUUUCUUUCUGAUCUGCAAUACGAUACUGUCACCUCAUGUACUAUUGGAAAACUUCACUGCAGCGAUCCCUGGUCAUCGAUGCUGGGUCUCCAUCCUAGAUAGUGGCAACGUCUCUGACAAUGACAGCAGGAUCCUGAGCCAAGAUGACCUCCUGAGAAUCUCCAUUCCCUUGGACUCCAACCUGAGGCCAGAGAAGUGUCGUCGCUUUGUUCAACCACAGUGGCAUCUCCUACAUUCUAAUGAUACCUUCUUCAAUGUGACAGAGCCAGAUACAGAGCCCUGUAAGGAUGGCUGGGUGUAUGACCAAAGCACUUUUCUCUCCACCAUUGUGACUGAGUUUGUUUAUAUUGUGGAUUACAUUGAUGGAUUCCUGUAUGUUGCACCACCCUGUAUGCCUACUUGA
Molecule: messenger RNA, 663 nt
Organism: Meriones unguiculatus (Mongolian gerbil)
Lineage: Eukaryota; Metazoa; Chordata; Mammalia; Rodentia; Muridae
Product: solute carrier family 22 member 27-like
Exons: 2
Coding region: 196-663 (155 amino acids)
Source: RefSeq, a predicted model, not a curated record